AUGGCAAACCCUAAAGUCUUCUUCGACAUUUUGAUCGGAAACAUGAAGAAGGGUCGUGUGGUGAUGGAGCUAUUCGCAGAUGUAACACCGAAAACAGCAAACAACUUCAGAGCUCUGUGCACGGGAGAGAAUGGUAUCGGGAAAGCAGGGAAGCCACUACACUACAAAGGCUCAGCCUUUCACCGUAUCAUCCCAGGAUUCAUGUGCCAGGGAGGAGACUUCACACGUGGGAAUGGAACCGGAGGGGAGUCGAUUCACGGGUCCAAGUUCGAGGACGAGAACUUCAAGCUGAAGCAUACCGGUCCGGGGAUUCUGUCGAUGGCUAAUUCGGGUCCUCACACGAAUGGUUCUCAGUUCUUCAUCUGCACGGCCAAGACUUCGUGGCUUGACGGGAAACAUGUGGUGUUUGGGAAGGUUGUUGAUGGGUACGAUGUGGUUCAAGCUAUGGAGAAUGUUGGUUCUGACAGUGGAACUACCUCCGAGCGUGUUGUGAUUGAGGACUGUGGUGAGAUCAAGAACGAAAGCUCAUAA
Molecule: messenger RNA, 531 nt
Organism: Microthlaspi erraticum
Lineage: Eukaryota; Viridiplantae; Streptophyta; Magnoliopsida; Brassicales; Brassicaceae
Source: the annotation of a GenBank genome assembly